CGCGGGGAGCGGGGAGCCGGGAGCGGGGAGCGCGGGCGGCGGCGGAGCGCGCGGGACGCUCUAGGACCCAGCAGCGGCUGUCGGCUUCGGGGCUGGAGGUGAAGCCCUGGCGUUUCUCUCCUUCCUGUGUGAAUGGGGCUGACUGUCGGGCGCCGCUUCCCCGCGCUGCCCCACGCCAUGCCCUGCACGCUGCCCGGCGGCCGCCUUCCCCAGCCGCGCCACUGAGCUAGCCAUGGUCGCCUCAUGUGGAGGGCAAAGUUGCGCCGGGGAACUUGUGAGUCUGCCGUGAAAGGACCCUCUCCUGUUUGUUACCGCUCCGGUAGUCCCACCCCGAUUCUAGAAGACCCCAACUACUUUUUCCCAGAUUUCCAGCUCUAUUCUGGGAGGCGCGAGGCAUCUGCUUUGACGGUGGAGGCAAAAGGUGGCAUCAGGGAAGAAGUUGUUGAGGAUCCUCUGUGCAACUUCCACUCCCCAAACUUCCUGAGGAUCUCAGAGGUGGAAAUGAGAGGUUCCGAGGAUGCGGCAGCUGGAACAGUGUUGCAGCGGCUGAUCCAGGAACAACUGCGGUAUGGUACCCCGACCGAGAACAUGAACUUGCUGGCCAUUCAGCACCAGGCCACAGGGAGUGCAGGACCAGCCCACCCUCCAAACAACUUUUCUUCCACGGAAAACCUCACCCAAGAAGACCCACAAAUGGUCUACCAGUCGGCACGCCAGGAACCGCAGGGUCAAGAACACCAGGUGGACAACACGGUGAUGGAGAAGCAGGUGCGGCCCACACAGCCUCAGCAGAACAAUGAGGAGCUGCCCACUUACGAGGAGGCCAAGGCCCAGUCCCAGUUCUUCAGAGGGCAGCAGCAGCAGCAGCAGCAGCAGCAGCAGCAGCAGGGGGCUAUCGGCCAUGGCUACUACAUGGCUGGGGGCACCAGUCAGAAGGCCCGGACUGAGGGGAGGCCCACGGUGAACCGCGCCAACAGCGGGCAGGCACAUAAGGACGAGGCGCUCAAAGAGCUUAAGCAGGGCCACGUCCGCUCACUCAGUGAGAGAAUCAUGCAGCUGUCCCUGGAGAGGACCGGAGCUAAGCAGCACCUCCCUGGCUCAGGGAGCGGAAAAGGGUUCAAGGCGGGAGGGGGCCCCUCCCCCGCCCAGCCCGCAGGCAAAGCGCUGGACCCCCGGGGUCCUCCACCUGAGUACCCCUACAAGACCAAGCAGAUGAUGUCCCCGGUCAGCAAGACCCAGGAGCAUGGACUUUUCUACAGUGACCAGCACCCAGGGAUGCUCCACGAGAUGGUCAAGCCAUACCCUGCUCCUCAGCCUGCGAGAACAGAGGUGGCCGUGCUGAGGUACCAGCCGCCCCCGGAGUACGGGGUCACGAGCCGCCCCUGCCAGCUCCCUUUCCCGUCGACAGUGCAGCCGCACAGCCCGAUGUCCUCCCAGAACCCCUCCGCCGGCGGGCCGCUGCACUCCGUGUCCGUGCCGCUCGCGCUGCCCAUGACCCUGGCGGCCCCGCAGCCCCCGCCCGCCGCCUCCCCCAGCCAGCAGCUCGGGCCGGACGCGUUCGCCAUCGUGGAGCGAGCCCAGCAGAUGGUGGAGAUCCUGACCGAGGAGAACCGCGUGCUGCACCAGGAGCUUCAGGGUUACUACGACAAUGCCGACAAGCUCCAUAAGUUUGAAAAAGAGCUUCAGAGGAUUUCAGAAGCCUAUGAGAGCCUGGUCAAGUCUACUACCAAGCGAGAAUCGCUGGACAAGGCGAUGAGAAACAAACUGGAAGGCGAGAUCCGAAGACUUCAUGAUUUCAACAGAGACCUGCGAGAUCGACUGGAGACCGCCAACAGGCAACUGUCCAGCAGGGACUACGACGGGCACGAAGACAGAGCCGCAGAGGGGCUUUAUGCUUCCCAGAACAAAGAAUUCUUGAAGGAGAAGGAGAAGUUGGAAAUGGAGUUAGCAGCAGUGCGGACCGCGAGUGAGGACCACCGGAGACACAUCGAGAUCCUGGACCAGGCUCUGAGCAACGCCCAGGCCAGGGUCAUCAAGCUGGAGGAGGAGCUACGAGAGAAGCAAGCCUAUGUGGAGAAGGUUGAGAAGCUCCAGCAGGCCCUGAGCCAGCUGCAGUCUGCGUGUGAGAAGCGAGAGCAGAUGGAGCGGAGACUGCGGACCUGGCUGGAGAGAGAGCUGGAUGCGCUGAGAACGCAGCAGAAACAUGGGAACGGCCAGCCAGCCAGCGUGCCGGAGUAUAAUGCCCCAGCCCUCAUGGAACUUGUGAGGGAGAAGGAGGAGCGGAUCCUGGCCCUGGAGGCCGACAUGACCAAGUGGGAACAGAAGUAUCUGGAGGAGAGUACCAUCCGCCACUUCGCCAUGAAUGCCGUCGCCACUGCCGCGGCUGAGAGGGACACCACGAUCAUCAACCACUCGAGGAACGGCAGCUACGGCGAGAGCUCGCUGGAGGUGCACAUCUGGCAGGAGGAGGAGGACGUGGCACAGGCCACCAGGAGGUGUCAGGACAUGGAGUACACUAUUAAAAAUCUCCACGCCAAAAUCAUAGAGAAGGACGCCAUGAUUAAGGUCCUUCAGCAGCGAUCCCGUAAAGAUGCCGGGAAGACGGACUCCUCCAGCCUGCGGCCUGCCCGCUCCGUGCCGUCCAUUGCUGCGGCCACCGGGAUACACUCCCGCCAGACUUCCCUCACCAGCGGCCAGUUGGCCGAGGAGAAGAAGGAGGAGAAGACCUGGAAGGGGAGCAUAGGGUUGCUGCUGGGGAAGGACCACCCUGAGCACACUUCAACGGCCUCCACCGCAGCGCUGUCCCCCGCAGCCUCCACCGCCUCGGCCAGCAGCGCCCACGCUAAGACAGGCAGCAAGGACAGCAGCACCCAGACGGACAAGAGCGCCGAACUCUUCUGGCCCAGCAUGGCCUCUCUGCCCAACCGUGGCAGGCUGAGCGUCACCCCUUCCAACAGCCCGGUCCUGAAACACCCGGUGGCCAAAGGACCUGCAGAGAAACCAGAGAACCCUCCUGGCCACGGGAAGUCCCCCGACCACAAAGGCCGCGUCAGCAGCUUGCUCCACAAGCCCGAGUUCCCUGACGGAGAGAUGAUGGAAGUCCUCAUCUAACACUGGCGUCCCUGCGGAAUUCUGUAGUGGGACCUUGACGAAUGAGGAACGUGGCCGAGAGGGAGGAGACAGAUCAAGAAAGUUGUGGAUGGGAAACCAGGAAUGAUUUGAACUGAUAAAGAUUUUAAAUUUAGUGAGGACACUUUUUAUAAAUGUUAAAAAAAAAAAAUUCAGAAGACCUACGUGAAGACACUCGUAUGGAUUUGUAUUGCCUAUGGUGGAAGAGAGAAGACACGUGUAGGUCUGGAAACAAGGAAGUCACAGGAAGUGGGAUUUUCAUUGUAUAGAAAAUGUAUCUCUGGGGGGGGGGGGUCUGUGUUCACCUGCUCUUUGGUUAUAAACAUAUAAACCUGAACGUGGAUCUUCCUUGAAACAGCCCCA
Molecule: messenger RNA, 3492 nt
Organism: Panthera uncia (snow leopard)
Lineage: Eukaryota; Metazoa; Chordata; Mammalia; Carnivora; Felidae
Gene: AMOTL1
Product: angiomotin like 1
Exons: 13
Coding region: 244-3111 (955 amino acids)
Biological process (GO): regulation of cell migration; actin cytoskeleton organization; establishment of cell polarity involved in ameboidal cell migration
Cellular component (GO): bicellular tight junction; cytoplasmic vesicle; plasma membrane
Source: RefSeq, a predicted model, not a curated record